Gigantopelta aegis is the source of this 1313-nucleotide messenger RNA. RefSeq lists its product as uncharacterized. The record is from RefSeq and is a predicted model, not a curated record. Lineage: Eukaryota; Metazoa; Mollusca; Gastropoda; Neomphalida; Peltospiridae. The coding region runs from base 369 to 1118 and encodes 249 amino acids. The transcript has 2 exons.
CCCUCGCAGGCACGCAGAGCUAGUCUACCUGUCGACUAACUCCGACGUGCCCAUUCGUGGCAUCAUGCCAGAACGUGUGUACAGGUGGACGUACAUUGCUAAUGAUAGGACACAAAUCAAUAUAGUUUUAUAUCGCUGGUUUAAUUAAAAGAGUCAGGUGUGUUCCGUCGAGAAAACAAACAACAAAACAACCUGGUCACAAAAUCCUUUGAGUGGAGAUUUGUGUUGUUGGGAAGAACCAAACGAAACUGUUUGAUUAGAGCUCUUGUUUUUGUUGACGUCAUUUGAGCCAUUUUCACAAUACAGCUAUGGUGAUGAAACUGUAAUUAUAGUGACACGAUUUCUUUACCAAGACAUCAACUGCAAAUAUGAGUAAAGCGAAGCAGAAGUACGAAGCAUCAAAAGCGAAAUUAAAACCGCUGACCCCAAUAAAGGAGACCUCCAACCUUUACACACCAAGGCUUUCCGAGAAGAAGACGGUACUGGUACAGAGAAACAAGCCGAUAGUGGUUCAGACAUUGCCCGAGGAGGUUCUGCCAAGACAACCAACAAAUAGUGAUCGGCCCAAGCCGUAUUCGGGGUCUAGACGCGGCGAUGACGUUGAACAAGUGGUAGAGGAAUACCUCAACUAUUCCAAAUACAGCAGCGCCAUGCCCGUGCAGCAUGAGAUACUGGAUGGACGCAGCACGUUGACGUGUGCCUGCUGUCAGAAGCGGAACAUGGAAAACAUGCGCUUAAAACGAGAAGUAGCCAUUGCGUCCAAUCUACCGCGGGCCAGUCUCGAACUCAGUGAUUCGCCAAGUCCCAAAGACACACGAACAAGCCCGAGAAGAGAACGAAAUGUUGAAGCUACCGCACAGCAAAAGAACCCAAGCGACUGGAUUAAAUACCAACCAGUGCCAAGUGCUCAGACAUACCUAAGUCCCGAAUUUAACAGGCCAUACGUGCUUCAGGAUUUUUAUGAUAAUUCACAGCUAGACGCUCAAAGUACCUACGUCAAAGUGAAAAUUAUUGAUGCCGAUGCUAGGUACAAAGAAGCGAUGGAAAAACUGGAACGAACAUCUCAGUACUUUGGUCCUGAUAGAACAGACACAGACAAUGGAACAGAUUUCUCUUGAUGACACAUUUGCAAUGUUGUUAUAAAGUGGUUGUUCUCGGUAAUAUAAACUAUCGGACCGGAGGCUUGAUGCAUUCUCCCACCCUAUGAUCAAGAUGUACAUCUCUCUCUCUCUCUCUCUCUCUCUCUCUCUCUCUCUCUCUCUCUCUCUCUCUCUCUCUCUCUCUCUCUCUCUCUGUGUGUGUGUGUGUGUGUG